AUGGUUUUGAAGUCACACUACUUCUUUGACGAAAAAGAUGCAGAAACGCAGUAUCGGUCAGAACGUGCUAGGGUUGACACCCUUUUACUUCAGUCAAGAUUACGAGGAUCGAGUCCAAAGCCGUCAGCGACACGAGAGAAGAAAGUAGCAAAGCCACUCAGUGCUGGUCCACAUGUUGAAAAACAAGACAUACCUGCACCAUCUGAUAUCCCCGAUAUAAGAACACGAGGGCUACCACAGAGGCCAAAGACCCCAUACCACUUCGGAAUCUGCCUCGCAAUGACAUCAGCUCUGAUCAUGUCAUUGCGGACUUCAGAGCGCGACAAUUGCGACCUGCGUAUCAAUAAAUGCUUUGGCAGAUCCACACAAGUUCCUGUGUUCAUAUUAGAGGAUCAGCUGGCUCGUGGCCUCCCUUGCAAGAUAUACUGUACAGAGCCGCGUCGAAUAUCAGCUGUAUCUCUCGCUCAACGAGUUUCUCGUGAGCUAGGUGACUCUGCUGGUGCCGUUGGAACUUUAAGCUCGCUAGUCGGCUAUUCAAUUCGAUUGGAAAGCAAUACUACGCGAAAUACCCGCCUGGCGUUUGUUAUGAAUGGUAUCGCUCUUCGUAUGCUGGAGGGAGGCACAGGCCCCAAUGGUCAAGGCACUGCAUUUGACGAGAUCACACACAUCAUUAUUGACGAGGUCCAUGAACGCAGCAUUGAGUCAGACUUCCUUCUCAUUGUUCUCAAAUCUCUUCUCUCCCAGAGGUCGGAUUUGAAGAUCAUUCUCAUGUCGGCCACAGUGGACGCGGACAAACUGUCCAAUUAUUUCAAUGGAUGCCCCACAUUACAUGUCCCAGGUCGAACCUUCCCUGUGGAUGUUCACUUCUUAGAGGAUGCUAUAGACAACCAACAUCGCACAAUCGGUGGCAGUUCUUCAAGCUUUGAACCAACUGAGACAGGUAUCACUAUUCCUGACAUUACCUGUGUCAUAGACACCGGCAAACAUCGCGAGAUGAGGUUUGACGAAAAGCACCAGCUCAGUUGUUUGGUCGAAACUUUUGUUGCCAAAAGUAAUGCUGCUCAGCAUAGAGGUCGUGCAGGACGGGUGCAGAAUGGACUGUGUUUCCACUUGUUCACCAAGAUUCGUCAUGACACGUCGGUCCGCGCUCUUACACCGUCAGAGGACAUCACUCCGAUGGGUAGGCUUCUGAGCAUGUUGCCUACAGACGUGCAUGUAGGGAAAUUGUUGCUCACCGCGGUAUUAUUCCGAUCUCUGGACCCUGCGCUAACAAUCGCUGCUGCUUUGAGUUCCAAGUCCCCGUUCAUAGUACCAAUGGGUAUGGAGCAAGAGGCGGACCGUGCUAAGAGUUCGUUCCACAUUGAUAAUUCAGACUUCUUGAUGAUCCACAAUGCAUUUUCGAGUUGGCGUAGAGCAUCCGAGAAUCCCAGUUUUGUGCGCAAGAUCUGUCAGGUUAAUUUCCUUAGCCACCAGAAUCUUCAACAGAUCGAGGAAUUACGUCAACAAUUCCUAGGGAAUUUCGUUCGAGAACUCAGCCGGUAUGUAACAUGCACGUUUUGGUCGCUCGUGAGCGUACCACUGCCUCUGGAUAGCAAUGGAUCUAAUAUUGCUCUCAACAACUCGGCUCUCACUGCGGGGCUUUAUCCUAAAGUACUGGCAAUCGACUCUUCCUCUGGACAAAUGCGCACUAUAUCGAAUAACCAAUCUGCUGCUUUUCACCCUACUUCUGCUAACUUUGGCAGGAAGCCCGCUGACUUUGGUGUUAACCAUCUCGUCUACUUUACACUCAUGCACUCGAAGAAGAUGUAUGCUUGGGAGACCGGACCCAUCGACGAUCUCGCUCUCGUACUCCUAUGUGGGGAGAGUGAAUUCAAGCUUUGGGGAAAAUCAAAGUGGAAACUGGAGAUGACAGUGCGAAGCUGA
Messenger RNA from Suillus fuscotomentosus, 1923 nucleotides. RefSeq names its product P-loop containing nucleoside triphosphate hydrolase protein. Gene Ontology annotation, cellular component: intracellular anatomical structure. Gene Ontology annotation, molecular function: RNA binding. The record is from RefSeq and is a predicted model, not a curated record. The transcript has 13 exons. The coding region runs from base 1 to 1923 and encodes 640 amino acids. NCBI's taxonomy places the organism in Eukaryota, Fungi, Basidiomycota, Agaricomycetes, Boletales, Suillaceae.